Molecule: messenger RNA, 3982 nt
Organism: Octopus bimaculoides (California two-spot octopus)
Lineage: Eukaryota; Metazoa; Mollusca; Cephalopoda; Octopoda; Octopodidae
Biological process (GO): monoatomic cation transport; transmembrane transport
Cellular component (GO): membrane
Molecular function (GO): monoatomic cation transmembrane transporter activity
Source: RefSeq, a predicted model, not a curated record
UUCUCGCUUUCUCUCUAUUUAUAAAAGGCAAGAUUUAUCGUGAGAGGUGAAACAUAUGAGUGGCAGUAAGAACUAUAGGGAGGACAGGGAGUAAAGUGAAAGAAACAAUACAUCGAAAGCUUACAGAGCAAGUAAGGAUAAAGUGUAAACGAUGAGAGGUGAUGUUGUCGAGAGAAGAUGCAUGGAACAUACGGAGUGAGUAAAAUCUAAAAAGCGAAGGUAGAAACGAUUGAGGUGGUCGACAAAAGGAAAAACGUAGAAAAGAAAAACAAAGAGCGACAAAUCCAAAGAGACGGUUAAAACAUCGAAUUUAUUGGGUGAGAGGAGAAAAUGCUUAAAAUAAGAGAAGUGAAGUAGAUGAAUCCUACAUUAAGCGGGACGAUGGGGGAGAGAAGAGACUUUGAGUAAGGACAUCUAGGAAGAGGAGAGAUUAAAGAAGAAAAAGGUGCCACAAACUGAGGUAGAACGUGAAGGAGUUUGGUGGUGAGGAGACAUUGAAGCUUCACCAUACUUUUAGUAAUAAAUAUAAUGUCAUCCAUUCGUCUUCUUGGUCGUUGGGGUAGAAUCGUCUGAUAGCUCCUCCACGGGGUCCCAUCAGAAGCAACUGUCAGUUACAUACACAUUAAAAACUUCGUUAAUAAUAACAACGCCAAUUGCAAUUCCAACAACAAUAAUUGUAACAACAAACGUGAAUCAAAAAACGCUGUCAUUGGGAAGACAAUUCUUCCUUCUGCAACUCUUCUACAGGAGCCAUUUGAAGGCUUUCGUUUUUUCUUACAUAAGGGGAAAUUAUGUGUCGAGAUAUUUAAAAGCGAGCUGUUAAUUUAUGCCAAAGUUUCGAAAAGAGAACAGCUGCUGCUGUUUCCCUCCAGACGACAUCGACCCGUUUUGCCAUCCGAACCGUUAUUAUUAUUUCUAAUUUUUUCUUCAAUUUUCAUGAAUGGAAAACAAAAAGAGUGACCAGCAGUCCAACAGUGAGCUGUUGAUCCCACCAGAGGACUACCUGCUCGGUCAAGCAGGUGAGACAAACAAUACCAACAAGGGAAGCAAUAAAAGUGAACCCUAUGGACUCAGCACCCAGCCAGCUCCCUCCAACAAUUCUGUAUUUAGUGAGGAAGAUUGGAAAAUGCCGUUGCAAGAAUUCAUUGCAAAGAAACAACCCAAUAUUAAAAAGUUGCCUAAAAGACUCAGAUCUUAUUAUAAGGCGCAAAACAAAUUGAUUACAUCGUAUGAGAAGUUGUCUUCAUUUAACGACAGAGAUCCUGAUGAGGUGUACCCCAACACGAACAAAAUCACUAAGGCCAUUUUUUAUACAAGACUAGUGCUAUGUUUAAAUGUGUGUCUAACCAUUGGCAAAGCAGUGGCUGUCAGCCUUUCAGGUUCAAUUUCCAUCAUAUCCAGUUUAGUGGACAGUUGUAUCGAUUUGGUGUCUGGAAUCAUAUUCUGGUGGACCACCCGGGCUAUGAAGCGAAGAAACCCUUACACUUACCCCCAAGGUCGAACAAAACUGGAGCCAAUCAGCAUUAUUAUGUUGUCUGUAAUCAUGUCUUUUGCAGCUUUGCAACUGAUUUUGGAAUCGGUGCAGAAAAUCGUUGAAUUCAUCGAACAGUCCAAUAACAUCCCAUCAGUUGAUUUUGAAACUAUUGGCAUUCUUCUCUCAACCAUAGUUACCAAAUUCGGUCUUUUUAUUGCCUGCCGUCGUGUGAACAGUCCCACAGUCCAGGCUAUCGCUCUGGACCAACGAAAUGAUGUUCUCUCCAACCUUUUGGCUCUCGUGUUUGGCUACAUAGGGUCUAAGCAAAUGUUUGACAGGACCAAUAUUCUGGGGUUACGCUUUCUUGAUCCUAUAGGGGCCAUUCUUAUAAGUUGCUACUUCUUUGUCAACUGGUGGCGCACUGGAUACACUCAGAUCAAACAAUUGACUGGUUACACAGCAAAACCAAUGUUUCUCAGUAAAAUAACUUGGAUUACCCUCAACCACAACAGGAAGAUCAAGCAGAUCGACACGGUGAGGGCAUUCUACUUUGGCAUCAACUUCCUGGUCGAAGUCGACAUUGUCUUGCCAGAAGACAUGACAUUAAAAGAGGCUCACAACAUUGGUGAAAGCCUCCAACAGAAACUUGAGCGUCUUCCUGAAGUUGAGAGGGCAUUCGUUCACUUGGACUACGAAGUUACACACAACCCUAAAACAGAACACAAAAUAGUUUGACAAAAUAUUUCAUUAGGGGCUGAUUGUUUAACAUUGAAGAGUGAGUUGUUAUUGUUAGGGGCGAGCAGGAGCACUUGUGGUCUUAUGUGGAGUUGUCAGAUCUUUGUGGAAACUCAACCACCCAGAAAUGUUGGUUAAUUAUUAUAUGUUGAAAUUAAUUAAGAAAUGUGGAUCAGCAUAAUCGUUUGAGCAUUAGGCAAAAUGGUGCCUUUCAUGAAUAUUCUUAAAAUCCUGAGUUCAAAUCAUGCUGAGAUUGAAUUUGUCGGCGAUCUUUCGAUACUAGUCCACCACAAUUUCCGGUCGUUGCGCGCAUGCAUACUGAUUACAUGAUCGUAUAGUGUGUUUAUAUGUUUAAAGUUUCAGUUCGGAUGGCACCUUGCUCACUCGCACCUUGGCCACACAUUUGCCACAGUACGAAGGCAAGAGCACCCAUUCCUCUGUCCUUAUUGCCUCUGUGGAGUGCUUUAUUGCUUCCUCCUCCGUUGUGAAGCGCACCUCCACAGUGGCGUAUCUCCUCCCUAUACUGAUUACAUGAUCGUAUAGUGUGUUUAUGUGUUUAAAGUUUGAGAACUGUAUGCAUCUGAGGGGGAGAAGGUUUGAGUUUUUAUUUAAUGUUGUCUUUUCAUAUUUUCACUACACGAUCAUGUAAUCAGUAUGCAUGCGCGCAACGACCGGAAGUUGUGGUGGACUAGUAUCGAAAGAUCGCCAAUUUGUCUUUGAUUCUUCUGAAAUUCAUCAAAUAAUGUACCAGGGGCUGCUUGGUUUGACCUAAUCAAAUAUACUUCUCCCUACCAAAUUUUUGGCCUUCUACCUCUGCCGGAAGUCAGUAAGAAAAAGCAUCCAUGUUCUGCUGAGGUAAACUUGCAGCUCACGCUUCAUUAACCUAAAUGAUAUGUCCCCAAAUUCCUUCAAUUGUGGGAGGGCACGUUAUCCUAAGAUUCAGGACUUAAUAACAUGAUGCUCUCAUUGUAAAGAUUGUAUAAAAGUUGUCGAGAAGGAUUUAGUUAUGCCAUUGAGUUGCCAAGCAACAGUGGCCACAAAUGCUUUCACAAAUACACUGGUGUGUGUUUCUGUUUGUGUGAGUGUGUGUAUGUGUAUAUAUGUGAGUGUGCGUGUGUGUGUGUGUGUGUUUGUGUGUGUGUGUGUGCAUACAUGUGUAUAUAUUUGCUUAUAUGUCUGUAUGUCUAUGUAUAUUUUUGAUUGAACAGGAAUAUAUUUUACAAAAGAAAAACAAAGAAAAAAGUUUUAAAAAGGGGGAGAAAGAAAAGAAAGGAAAAAAACAUCAAUGCAGCACCAACUGCUUCAAUUGGUCGCACACCACAAGGUUCAACGGAACCUACUGAAGCAAACCAACAUGCUUGCUGCCUUACUAAAAGCAAUGGCGAGGCUAUGGAAUGUCUUUCUCUUCUUUCUCCCCCAUUUUUUAUUUUUGCUUUUUUUCUCUGUCUUUCUUUUGUAAAAUAUAUUUUGAAUAAAAUGUCUUUUUAAUUGUGUGUGUGUAUGUUAGAGUAUGUAUGUUAGCGUUUGUGUGUGUGUGUGUGUGUGUGUGUGUGUGUGAUGUAUGUAAAUGAACCCUGUGCCAAAAAUAAAGGAAAAUUAUUUAUAGCCAAAAUAGAUUGUUUGUUAAAUGUUUAUUUAAAACCAUUUUCAGGACCACGAGAAAUUAUUUUGAAAUCCCACUUGUCUUUGGACAUUGACCUCAGCAUUUUGUAAACAUCACAUUCUAAUAUGUGUUGUCCAAACACAUUGUUUAAAUAAAAACCUUAAUAUUCA